Messenger RNA from Symbiodinium necroappetens, 1005 nucleotides. The record is from the annotation of a GenBank genome assembly. Lineage: Eukaryota; Dinophyceae; Suessiales; Symbiodiniaceae.
AUGUCGAAGCCUGUAAAGCUUGAGGAGGAGUCGGUGGCCACUACCUCGCCAGAGUCGGCUGCAGAAUUCGAGCACACAGCCACCACCUAUGUGAGCAGCUUGGAGCACACGGGCGACGGACGCAGCUUGAAGAAAGCCAAUUCCUACCUUUCCCAGGGCACGACGCUCACUGCCGGCAUGAGCCACCUGAGCCACGAGGGUGUCAGUGUGGUCUCAGAGUCGCACGCAUCAGUUCCUGACCUUAAUGCCAUCAAGCCCGAUAUUGAGAACGCUGCUGGGGUGGAGCCCUGUGGCGAAGUGAUCAGUAUCUGGACGUCUCGCACCAUCGGGAUUGUGAUAAAUGGCUUCAUUCUGGCCUUCCUGAGCGCCACAUGCACGGGGGUUACAUACGGUUUCUUCCUUGGCUAUAUGGGCUUGGACUCCUACGUGAUGUCCUCUAUUACAGCACUUAUGAAGCUUCCAGACGUGUUGCUUCUCCCGUAUGGCGUGAUAUCCGACUGUUUCCCCAUCUGUGGCAAGAACCGGAAGUCCUGGCUGCUUGUCUCAUGGACCAUCUCGGCCGCUGCCCUCCUCGCCAUGAGUCUGAAACCGCAGCCUCCCCCGAUGUACUGCCAAUACGAGAACGGCGAGUACAACUGGGACGUGCCUCCAUGCAACCCUCAGAUUCAGGACGAGAAGAAUUGGUACAUCUUCCCAAUGUUCAUCCUGACGGCAGGUCUUCAGCUGGGCAGUGUGAAUGGGCAGGCCCUCCUCUUGGAGUACUCCCAGCGCGAGCCACUUGAGCGUCGCGGGCAUAUCAAGGCCAACAUGGCCAUGGUUUGCACCGCCGGUGGCUUGGCUUCCUCGUUGGUCAUUGGCAUCUGCAUGAACAGCAAGGCCUACUUGGGCACCUUUGACUGGGGCUUGUCCUUCAGUGGCCUGAUGACGGUUUGCUUGGUCUUAGCCAUCUGCAUGAUGCCAUUGACGGCAUCUUGGAUUUUAGAGGCUUUGACAUGUAGGGUUUAG